AAGAAUUUCUUCUGAUAAAAAGUGAUUCGCACACACCACUUGUUCCUUCUUUUUAUCCAGAGUACUCUUUUGAUCCAGAAUGCUUCUUUUCAAAGCCAUUUACCAUAAUUUAACUAUUUUUUCAUCACUUGACACAUAGAAACAAGGCACCUUUUCAGAAUUGGAUUUAUAUUCUGUCGCCAGGCGCAAUACACUUACGUGGCAUUGUCUAUUUUGUUUAUCAAGAAAAUGCAGCACAAAUAACAUUAAUUAACUGCAAGUUCACAAUUGUCACUCGAAGCUUCUUCUUUUUCGUCUUUUAAUGGCCUUGGUUUUCACAACAAGGUUUCACUUGACCAGUCUAUAUCCAAGCGAUCCAAGCACAGUUGAAGUCGGCAACAUUUUCCAAAAAUAAUAAAAUGAUGCAAGGAUCACUUAAGCACAAAGCUUGUCACUCGAAGCAUUUGAAGGACUUCAAACAAACAUUUGAGAGAAACAUGAAGAAAAAAGACGCUGGACAUGCCAGACCGGCCCGGCUAGAGAUCCUUUAAUCAGAGACUGGCCAUAAGAUUUUGUCAAAUUCCUACGAGUGAGACAAAAACAUAAGCUGUUCACUUAUUCUCUCUCAUCCGCGCAUGCGUACAUGUAUACAUAUGUUCACGCUAAACGUGAUUAACGUGAUAUUAUGCAAAAAUGGUUGGAUGUUGCGCAGAAUUUUGCAAUAAUUCCUCAUCAAAGGACUACACAAUGAAAGUAUUUCCGAGAAACGCGUAUUUCGUGAACGCCGUGAAAUAUGGAUGAAAAAUGUUGACCGUAAAAAUUGGAUGCUGACGAAUAACUCAUAUUUUUGUGAAAUACAUUUUACUCCUCAUAUGUGGCAACAAAGAUUAGAUGGGAAAAAAAAAUUAAAAAACGAUGCAAUUCCUACUAUAUUUGGUUUAUUUUUUAAAAAGAAAAACGUGGUGGAUAAUAAUCUAUCAAUUAACAAUGAAAGUCUACAUGCAGAAUGUGAAACAGUUAUGAAUACUUCCGAGUCUUUGUUGUUUGCUGAAGUUAAUGACGCUAAUAAUGUGUCAGAUAAUAAUAUUUCUAGUAAUCAAUUGAUUAACAACAGCCAAGAUGUGAGACAUGAGAUAAUUGUCAAAGCAGAAAAAAUAGGAUUUCAUGUUAAUUUUAUCACCUCAGACAUGGGUCCUGGGAAUAUGAGAUUAUGAAGAUUAUUAGGAAUAAGUGCGGGUAGAUUUAAUGAAAUAAGCAACUCUAUUACACAUCCAUUUGACGAUAAUCGAUUGUUAUAUAUAAUUGUCGACUCAUCACAUAUUUUGAAAAAUCUGAAACAAGCGUUAGUUAGUAAUGGAAUAAUCAUUGUCUUUAAUGAUGUUAUUAUAAAAUAUAAUUUACUUUGCGAUAAAAUUGAAUUAAAACAUAUUGGCGAACUGAUAAAUAUUCAAAAUAAUUCUUAACUUCGUAACUUUUUGUAACACUUAAAUUAAAAGCAGAUGAUGUUAGAUGCAAUAAUUUCAACAAAAUGAAGGUUAAUAAAGUCAAACACAUUUUCUCUAAUGACGUGAGUAGCUCUUUGCAGCUCUUAGCAGAUGAGAACAAUAAAUCUGAAUAUAUCACUACCGCCUGGUAUAUUACAAUUAUA
This is a messenger RNA of Acromyrmex echinatior (Panamanian leafcutter ant), 1627 nucleotides long. RefSeq lists its product as uncharacterized. NCBI's taxonomy places the organism in Eukaryota, Metazoa, Arthropoda, Insecta, Hymenoptera, Formicidae. The record is from RefSeq and is a predicted model, not a curated record.